Messenger RNA from Aspergillus ibericus CBS 121593, 2816 nucleotides. Its product is annotated as terpene synthase family protein. The record is from RefSeq and is a predicted model, not a curated record. Gene Ontology annotation, molecular function: magnesium ion binding; terpene synthase activity. Bases 6 to 2816 code for a protein of 936 amino acids. The transcript has 4 exons. Lineage: Eukaryota; Fungi; Ascomycota; Eurotiomycetes; Eurotiales; Aspergillaceae. Gene Ontology annotation, biological process: diterpenoid biosynthetic process.
CCAACAUGGGCUCCAUCACCGAUCGCGACUUAGCCGCCGACGCCAGAUCGUUGAUUCAGAGAACAAUCCGCUCCUCGCAUGCCAAGUACGGAUUCGGAACCCUAACCUGUACUGUGUACGACACAGCGUGGGUAUCCCUCGUGACGAAGUCGAUCAACGGGCAGGAAGAAUGGCUUUUCCCCGAGUCAUUCCAAUACCUGCUCUCAACCCAGUGCAAAGACGGGAGCUGGGACACUGAGUCGCAGGCCCCGAUCGAUGGGGUUUUGAACACCGCCGCGGCGUUGCUAUCUCUGAAAAAGCAUCGAGAUAAUCCCUUUCAGCUCAACCUCGAUCUCAAUGACAUUGAUCGCCGCAUCACCCGUGGAACCGAGGCGCUCCGCUCGCGCCUAGAAACAUGGGACGUGUUAACAACCAACAACGUCGGGUUCGAAAUUACCGUCCCAUCUAUCCUCAAUCUCCUCGAAGAACAUGGCUUCGUCUUCGAUAUCAAAGGAAAAGAUGCACUCAUGCAAAUCCACGAUACCAAAAUGUCCCGCUUCAAGCCCGAGAUGCUGUACAGCACUUCUCGCUCGACUAUUGCACACUCUCUAGAGGCUUUGAUUGGACGAGUUGAGUUCGAUAAACUGGCACAGCAUAAAGUGCUGGGUUCGAUGUUCGCUUCGCCGUCUUCGACGGCCGCGUAUCUUAUGCAUGCUUCGCGGUGGGAUGAUGAGGCGGAGGAGUAUCUUCGUCAUGCGGUUAAGGCGUCGGCUGGGAAGGCGAGUGGGGGUGUUCCGGGGGUGUUUCCGACGACGCAUUUUGAGUAUAUCUGGAUGUUGGAAACGUUGCUGAGAGGGGGGUUCUCAGUGGCCGAUCUGAAAUGCCCAGAGCUGGGAGAAGUGGUGAAGGUUAUUGCUGAUGGGUACGAGAGGGGAAAUGGGGUGAUUGGCUUGAUGCCCGGUGUUCUGGCCGAUGUUGAUGACACAGCCAAGGGCAUUACGCUUCUGAGCAUGCUAGGGCACCCAGUCAAUAAUCUCGUUCAUCGGCUGAUUGAAGAGUUUGAGAUGCCCACUCACUUCCGGACAUAUCCAGGGGAAAGAGAUCCUAGUUUCAGUGCAAACUGCAAUGUUUUGCGGGCUUUCCUGCACCAGCCAAAUCCAUCUGACUACAGUUCACAAAUAUCGAAAAUCGUGACGUUUUUGUGUGACUGGUGGUGGAAAGCUGACAAUGGCCUUGGUGAUAAGUGGAACACCAGUCACCUCUAUUCGUCCCUCCUGUUGGUCGAGUCUCUAGUGCAUUCAUUGUCUCUGGUUGAGCAGGGCCGGCUGAAGAUCAACACUGACCCCAAAGUGGCAAUUGUUCUUUUCCAAGCCUGCCUACGGCCUCUGCUAGAACAGGAUGCCAAUGGUUCAUGGUCUCACUCCGUUGAGAACACCGCCUACGCGGUCGUCAUCCUGGGAGAAGCCAAAUGCGUGUCCUUCUUUGACCCCAUCCACGAAUGGGUGGAGACUGCUAUCGAGAAGGGCAUCGAAUAUCUCUCCUCUACUAGCACCGAUGCACUUACAUACCUCUGGUCAGACAAGGUCAGCUACACAUCCCUGACCUUGACCGAGUCAUAUGUGUUAGCGGCCCUGAAGUCCGUUCGCACUCCUCCUGGCAUAUCAGUGGGUUCCUCGUUGGCUCGCAUUUCUCCCGACAUCGCCAAAAGAGUCAAAAUGUUCCAGAAAACGCCUCUGCUACAGUCACUGCCCGAUGCAGAGGUUCAAGCCUCAAUGAUCGAAGCACUUCUAUUCCAGCCACUAUUUGACGUGUCGGAGCUGGAAAUCCUUCCAAGAAGCAUGGUAAAGGGCGGUAGCUACGCUACCAUCAUCCCAUUUACAUGGACGAGCUGCAAUAACCGGGCACGGUUCCAUGUGUCUCCAUCAUACCUGUACGAGAUGAUGGCUCUCUCCUUCUACACCUAUCAAGUCGACGAGUUCAUGGAGGCGGUGGCAGCUCCCGCCUUCCAGGGUCGCAUAGCAGAACUCUGCCAACUCGUCCGCACUGCAGUCGCCAGAGGAACCGCCGAUGUCGAAGGCAAUAUCGACACUAACAACGAUGAGAAAAAUCACAUCGACGCAUCUGGAGAUCAUGAAAUCUUUUCCCUUCUCUACCGAUUCGUCAGAGUCAUCAUGGGAAGCCCCAUCAUUCGGUCCGCAAGUCCUUGGGACCGAGAUACCCUCCAGCGUGAGCUCCAGAGUUAUCUACUCGCCCAAUCGUCGCAGAUCGAAGAUAGCAAUCGCUUCAAGAAGCAGGGGACAACAGCCUCGAUCAACCUCUCCUACUACAACUGGGUCCACAACAUCUCAUCAUACCACAUCGCAGCACCGUUCUGCUUUGCGUACUCCAACUGCCUAAUGGGAGCUACCCUAACCCCAUCGACCAACCGCGACUGUUUCCCCACAGCUACAGAAAAGUACCUCGCCGAGGCUGUGUGCGCACACUUAGGCUGCAUGUGUCGUAUGUACAACGACCUUGGAUCAUGGACCCGAGAUCGCGACGAGGGCAACUUGAACUCGAUCCAUUUUGCCGAGUUUGGCAGCGAGACUGUGGAUGACUUGAAGAAGAAGGCUGAGCUAUUCCGCUUGGCUGAGUACGAGCGCGAAUGUUGGAAUAAUGCCUUGCCGCAGCUUGAGGCAGCCAUGUGCGAGGGGAAGAACCCGGACGAGGCGAUGCGAGGGAGUCGUCGGAUGCGUAUUGUUCGGUACUUUUGCGAUGUGACGGAUAUCUAUGGGCAGAUAUAUGUUCUGAGGGAUAUUUCGAGUCCGAUUGAGGCGGGAAAGAGGGUGAAGAAUUAG